AUGUCCGCGGUUGUCAUCGUUUUGGUGCUGGUGGCUAGUCCCUCGUCCUGCCACGCCCAGCAGCAAAAGUUCCGGACCACGCCGCAUGACCUGCAGGUCCUGGAAGGAGCCGAGGCCAUGAUGCGCUGCGAGGUGGCCAAUGUGGCCGGCGCAGUCCAGUGGACCAAGGAUGGCUUUGCCCUGGGCUUUUCGGCGGUGAUACCUGGCUAUCCGCGCUACUCAGUGCUGGGUGAUCGAAAGCAGGGAGUCUACAAUCUGCGCAUCUCGAAUGCCUCGAUCACGGAUGAUGCCGAUUACCAGUGCCAGGUGGGACCGGCGAGACUGAACAGCGCUAUUCGAGCCACUGCCAAGCUAACUGUCAUAUCUCCUCCAGCCUCGAUCGAGAUCAAAGGUUACAGCCACAAUUCCAAGGUGGAAGUGCGCGAGAACCAGGACUUGCAGCUCAAGUGCAUCGUGGCCAAUGCCAAGCCUGCGGCCCAAAUUGUCUGGUAUCGCGGCAAUGUGGAGUAUAAGCCAGAGAAACGCGAAGAUCAAGUGGAGGAAUCAACGGCCAAGCGGUUUACCACCACCUCGAGCCUGAAGCUGAAGCCUGGUCCCGAUGACGACUACACGGAGUACACGUGCCAGGCCAAGCACAAGGCUCUGUCGCCGGACAUGCCCAUGCGGGCCACCGUUCAACUGUCCGUGUUGUAUCCACCGGGGCCGCCCUACAUCGAGGGAUACUCACCGGGCGAAACUCUGCGCCGCGGUCAGACCGUGGAGCUAAUGUGCAGGAGUCGAGGCGGCAAUCCUCCUGCCCAGCUCAUCUGGUACAAGAAUGGAUCCCAGAUACGCAUGGCCUACAGGACCUCGGGCCGCCUGUCGGAGAACAUCUAUACCUUCACCGCCGAGGCAGGGGACAACAAGGCCCGUUUCCGCUGCGAGGCCAGCAACGUCAUGUCGCAGAAUCCGCUCAAGGCGGAAGUGGAGCUGUCCGUGCUCUUUGCACCCACCCAUGUCACCGUGAUGGGACCCACCGAGGCGCGCGUCGGCGAUGUGGUGCCGCUGACAUGCUCCACCGCGCCAUCGAAUCCGCCCGCCGAGAUCAAGUGGAUGGUGGGCGGACGUCAGGUGCGCAAUGCCACCUCAAAGACGAUUGUCAGUGCCGAGGGCGGUUGGACGACCAGCUCGAACAUCACCGCCACCGUGGAGCCCAACAAGCGUUCCCUGGUCGUCAUCUGUCACGGACUGAACAUGCAGCUGACCGAGAACGUAGUCUCUACCCACACCAUCAACGUGCUAUAUCCUCCCGCGCCGCCAUUAAUUUCUGGCUAUAUAGAAGGACAAAUUAUCCCAGCUGGCUCUGUGCAAAAACUGCUUUGCGUUUCAUCUGGCGGCAAUCCGUUGGCGACGCUGACAUGGUACAAAAACGACAAAAGGAUCAACUCGGUCAUAAGGGCGGCGGACAAAUCGGUGUCGGCCGAAAUCACCGUUCUGGCCAAUGUGUCGGACAAUCAGGCCCAGUACCGCUGUGAGGCAUCCAACAGCGCCACCGAAAUCCCGCUCUUCCAGUCCACCAUGCUCAGUGUGCACUUUGCCCCGGAGACGGUCAAAAUACGCAUUGAACCGGAAGAACUGCGACCUGGCGUGGAGGCAACCAUCAUCUGCGACUCCAGCUCCAGCAAUCCGCCAGCGAAGCUGUCCUGGUGGAAGGACGGCAUCCCCAUCGAAGGCAUUAAUAACACGUCCAAGCCGGGUCUCUGGGGCGGCACGGUCUCCACGCUGGAGUUCAGGGUAAACAUCACACAGGAAAUGAACGGUCAGGUCUACACCUGCCAGAGUGCCAACGAGGCUCUCCAGCGGAGCGUCCACGAGGCGGUCAGCCUGGAUGUGCUGUAUCGUCCCAAGUUCGUGCCGCCGCCCUCUUCGACGGCAGUGGGCGUGGAGGGCGAAUCACUGCAAGUGUCGCUCCAAACCCGGGCCAAUCCCACCAAUGUCGUGUACAAAUGGACCAAGGACGGCACGCCCAUUCCCCAGGAUGGCGAGCAUCGCAUUUUCGCGGACGGAGGCAGCCUGAACUUCACCCGGCUGCAUAGGGACGAUGCCGGGAUCUACUCCUGCGCCGCCAGCAACUCGCAGGGCAAGGCCACCCUCAACAUCACCGUGGUGGUGGAAUAUGGAACCACCAUCAAGUCCGUGUCGGAGAACAUCAUUGUGAAUCCCGGCGAGGAUGCGAUGCUGUCCUGCAGCGUCGAAGGAAAGCCGCUGACCGAGGAGCAUGUGAAAUGGGAGAGAGUGGGCUACGAUAUGACCGUGAAAACAUCGACGACCUUUGCCAAUGGCACUUCCUAUCUGCACAUCAAGGAUGCGCGACGCGAGGAUGUGGGCAACUUCCGGUGCGUGGCCGACAAUCGUGUGGCGAAUCCAACCAACCGCGAUAUCCUGUUGAUUGUCAAGUUUGCUCCCGAGAUUGCCAAGGCACCGACGCUCCUACGUGCUGCUAGCGGCACUGGAGAACGGGGAAGGCUUCCUUGUCGCGCUCAGGGAUCACCCAAGCCGCAGUUCAUCUGGCGGCAGGACAAGAAGGAUCUGCCCAUUAAUCGCACGUACAAGUAUGAGGUUGAAGAGCGCAAGAUUGACACACUGACCUACGAAUCCUCGCUCAUCGUGGACAAGGUGGCGCCAGCGGACUAUGGCGCCUACGAGUGCAUUGCCCGCAAUGAGCUGGGCGAGGCAGUGGAAACGGUGCGCCUGGAGAUCACCUCACCACCAGACCCACCGCUCACCCUCAACAUCCUGAACGUUACCCACGACACCGUCACCGUGGCCUGGACACCGGGCUUUGAUGGUGGCCUCAAGGCAUCAUAUCGAGUGCGUUAUAGGAUGGUCGACCGCGAGCAGUACAAAUACAUCGAUGGGCUGCCCAAUAGCCACAAGCUUACCAUCGGCGGAUUGCGCAUGAACACGCUCUACCUGUUCUCGGUGAUGUCCUGGAACGAGCUGGGCUCCAGCUCUUACCUGCCGGACUUGGCCCGGGCCGAGACUAAAGGACUUGAACUGAUGCCAGCGGAGUUAACCGAGGACUCUAGCAACACACCGAAUCUGGUCAUAAUUGGCAUUUCCCUGGCGGCGUUUGGCUUCCUCCUGGUCAACGCGGCCCUCGUUGCCUGGUUCUUUGUGCAUCAGCGCCGCAAGAAAGUGGCGGAAACUACAAAUCAACCGGCAAAAACGGCAACCAUCGAGAUGUACGCGCCCAGUUCGUAUAAUGACACCGUCACCGGCGAGACGCUGUCCAGCGUUUCGGAGAAGAGCGAGUCCUACUCCAAUGAGGGCAGCAGCCAGCCCGAAUAUAUUGACGAGGCGCGCAAGAAGGCGGCAUCCACGUACUUGGUGGAAGGCUCGGAUAUGCCGCCGCCCAGAUACCAAAAGGAUGGCACCCUGCCAGUCAUAUAUCCGAAUAAUAUUGUGAACGCCUGCACACUGCCACACCCCCGGCACAACAAUGGAGGCGCCGCCAUCCAUAUGACCCGGGACGAUCAGAUGCUAAUCAGCAAGGGCGUCUAUAUUCCGUCCCCGUCGCCGGCGCCGCCGCCGGAUGGCUCCUACUACAACAUGAACAGCGACAGAUACUUGUCCUAUCCGCCCAUGGAAUACCCGGCUGCCUUGGACUUCAGUGCCCAGCCGUUGCCCAUGGCGCACCUGCAGCCCCUGACGGUGACCUCGCAGGCUGCCCUUCUGGCCAGCAAUGGUGGCGCCACGCUCAUCGGCAACGGAUCGGUGGCCGCGGUGGCCGGCGGAUCGGGCACCUUGCGGCGGGGCAUCCUGCGCGGAAUGGUGGGUGUGCCGCCGCCGGACGUAACCCACCAUACGUCGGCGGUGGGUGGAAGUCCCAUGCAGAUGCUCCAUGACCUGCAUCAUUCGGUAAACCUGAGCGCCUCUACGCUCACCACCAGCACCACGCUGAACGGUAGUCUUCCCACGGCCACAACCACGGCCACGUUGCCCCGCCAGCCGCACGGCAUCCUCAAGGAUCCCAAUAGGAACAAGCAGCAGCAGCAGCAGCAAAUCCUGAACCUGCCACCGGCGGGAGGCGGACUGGGCAAUAACCUGCUGAUGACCACCAGCGGCGCCUUUGAUCCAACGGCGGCGGCCAUGAGCAGCUUCAGCCAGGCCGGAGGCAUCCCGGUGGCCUACACUGAUGCGGACGGUCAUCUCGUAUAG
This is a messenger RNA of Drosophila serrata, 4200 nucleotides long. RefSeq names its product nephrin adhesion molecule sticks and stones (gene sns). NCBI's taxonomy places the organism in Eukaryota, Metazoa, Arthropoda, Insecta, Diptera, Drosophilidae. Gene Ontology annotation, molecular function: cell adhesion molecule binding. Gene Ontology annotation, biological process: cell-cell adhesion. The record is from RefSeq and is a predicted model, not a curated record. Gene Ontology annotation, cellular component: plasma membrane; cell-cell junction.